Messenger RNA from Owenia fusiformis, 1150 nucleotides. Lineage: Eukaryota; Metazoa; Annelida; Polychaeta; Sabellida; Oweniidae. The record is from the annotation of a GenBank genome assembly.
GUAAACUUUAAGGAUUUUCACAUUUUGAAUGUGACAAAGAUUUCAAAAUGAGGAUUAAAAUGACUUUGCUGUUUUAUUCCAUGUCAUGUAUUUUUAUCUGGUUAGUUCUUCGUUCAUUCUUUAGGAAUCAACCUGAGUACUCAAAUGGAUAUGUGUUCAAAAAGAUAAACACUCAUUCAUAUCCAAAUCCAUAUACACAAACUAACAAUAAUCCACAAACAAAAGAAAGUGAUAUUCCAUUUGGAAACUUCGGCUCUGAAGAGAUCCAUAAAAGACUACAAGCAUGUCCAAAAGAUAUUCAUACGGUUCCAAAUAUUGUCCAUUUUGUAUGGUUCGGAGAAGCUCAACUGAGGUUCCAUCAGAUGUUAUCAAUACUCAGUGCAUACCAGAAAUUGACGCCAUGUGUGAUACUUAUCCAUGGGGACGUGCUUCCCCAUGGAGAUUGGUGGGCAUACCUCAAAAGCAAGGUGCCAAAUAUGGUCCACGUUAAGAGAACACAACCAGAGUUGAUAUUUAAUGUAAAGUUGGACAGGAUAGAACACAAAUCUGACGUAGCCAGAAUUGAAGCAAUAUUAGAAUAUGGUGGCAUAUACCUCGAUACAGAUGUCAUAGUCGUCAAGACAUUUGACCCUCUGAGAAAGUACAACACAAGUAUGAGCAAAGAGAACGACAAGCAGCUAGGAAGUGGAGUUAUAGUUUCAACACCUAACAGUGAAUUUAUUAAACAAUGGUACGAAAGCUACCAAAGUUUUGAUAACACAAACUGGGCCUAUCAUUCAACUAUGGUCCCUAUGAGGCUAUCUAAACUUCACCCAGAGUUGAUUCACGUCGUUGGAUAUUUGAUGCAUUGGCCGAGUAUCAGUCAACUGUACCUGAUCUAUAGAGCUGACAUCACAGGGUGGAAGAGGAACUAUUGUGUUCAUCUAUGGUACAGGGAGUAUGAUAUUGAACAUGAUCCUCUCACUAUCAGGAAUUUGAAAACAACAUUUGGACAACUUGCUAGGAAUGUUUAUUAUGGAUCUCCCGAUAUCAAAUAGGAUUCAGCUUAUUUACAUAGGAAUCCCCUGAUAUUACACAGGAGUCCCCUGAUAAAACAAAGGAAUUCUUUAAUAGUAACAUAUAUAGGAUUCCCCUGUUAUCACACACUACA